CAAUGAUUCUAGACCGUGCUUAUAGUAAGCAACGAUGGAAAAGUACUUGUAAUGUGAUCGGAUAACAUCACUCUAAGCCCGAGGUCUUGUGUCAUAUAGGGGACCUAGCGUAGUAUGUAUCGACUUCAUCGCAUGCUGUUAUAAACAGUAAAAUCACAGAGUAAGAUCAUACAGCAUAUCUAUUAGGUUAUUUAUAACGAAGGAAGGUCGUACACUUCGAAAUGCAGGACCAAAACCAAGGUGGACAGCAACUUCUGCAGCAGGAAAUGCGGUACAACCAGCAACCGACAACGUCCGUUACCAACGUAAUUGUUACCCAGCCCGAACCUGCCAGCAAUCCACUUAUGUUGACAGGCCUUCAAGGACACAGAAAAUGGACCACGGGACUGUUCGGUUGCUUUGAUGACAUACCUAUGUGUCUGUUGACGUUGUGUUGUUUGCCAUUUGUGGAGUGUAAGAACGCCUCCCGUUUAGAAGAGUGCUGUUGCAUGCCCUAUUGUGUACCAGGUGGCACCAUCAUCGUCAGGGCCAGGCUCAGAACCAUAGGAGGGAUACAGGUGAGUAGAGGUGCAUUGUGGGUAAUGAAUGCGAGUAUCGUAAAUAUAGCUGAUGAGGUGUAUCGUAGAAAAAUGGAACGAGUAGAGUGUGGCUUAUCGGGGACAAAUGUAAGUUUGCAAAGAGCAGAAUGGGGUUUAUCGUGAACAGAUAUGAAUGAG
This is a messenger RNA of Mizuhopecten yessoensis (Yesso scallop), 716 nucleotides long. RefSeq names its product cornifelin-like. NCBI's taxonomy places the organism in Eukaryota, Metazoa, Mollusca, Bivalvia, Pectinida, Pectinidae. The coding region runs from base 222 to 701 and encodes 159 amino acids. The record is from RefSeq and is a predicted model, not a curated record. The transcript is spliced from 3 exons.